CGUGCUGUUUCGAGCACGCAACGCUCUUCGAGUCGUCCGAGAAGCUACGUCGGCGAGCUGAACAAUGUACCCUACCAUCAGCAAAUCGCUCCGAGCGGCUCACUCCUCCACCAGAAAAAGUCCUUGUCGAACAUCGUCGGCAGCGGCGCCAGUCUACUCGACACGAAGAAAACGAUCAACAUGUACCGCGCCAACAUCAAGAAAGACACAGAGGCAUCAGUGCAAUACGAAUUCGCCAUCCUAAUGGUCAACACCGCACGGGACGCCAACGCCGAACCCGACACCGACCUCAACCCCUCAGAACUCAUCAACGAAGCAAAACACAUCAUCCAACGCCUCGCCGACCGCGGCUACCCCUUUGCUCAAUACUACCUCGCCGACGGCCUCUCCUCCGGCCUCUUCAACAAAUCCCCCACCCCAGACCACGACAAAGCCUUCCCGCACUUCCUCGCCGCGUCGAAACACGGGCACGCCGAAGCCGCGUACCGCGCAGCCCUGUGCUACGAAUUCGGCUGGGGGACCGCAAAAUCGCACUCAAAAGCCUACCAAUUCCACCGCUCCGCCGCUUCAAAAGGCCACCCAGGCGCCGCCACGCGUCUCGGCCUCGCCUGCAUCCACGGCAACAUGGGCCUCGGCCGCGACCGCUACCGCGAGGGAAUUAAGUGGCUCAAACGCGCAGCCGAAAGCGCAGACACCCAGUACAACUCCGCCCCAUUCGAGCUCGGGCUCCUCCACCUCACGGGCGCAGGCGACGACGUGUUCAAAGACGAGGCCUACGCCGCGCAGCUCUUCACGCAGGCUGCGGAGCUGGGCCACGCGCAGGCGGGCUUCCUCAUGGGCCAGGCGUACGAGACGAGGCUGUACGGGUGUCCGCGCGAUGUGGCGUUGAGUGUGCACUUUUACUCCGGGGCGGCGAGCAAGGGGCAUGCGGAGGCGAUGAUGGCGCUUUGUGCGUGGUUUUUGGUCGGGGCGGAGCCGGUGGUGGAGAAGGAUGAGGGAGAGGCGUUUGCGUGGGCGCUGCGCGCGGCGGAGAAGUAUGCCGUGGCUUAUUUUGCUGAAAUGGGCAUUGGAUGCCGUCGUGAUCCCCUCGAGGCGAACGUGUGGUAUGUUCGUGCUGCGGAGCAUGGGGAUGAGCGGGCCAAGCAGCGCUUGCAGAUCCUGCGCGCCGCUGCGACAGGGAGCUCUGCCGCAUCGGUCGGAUCGAAGGAGGGCAAGAGGAAGAAAUUCAUGGGUUUGUUCUGA
This is a messenger RNA of Neohortaea acidophila, 1242 nucleotides long. RefSeq lists its product as uncharacterized. The transcript has 2 exons. The annotation marks the transcript as partial. Lineage: Eukaryota; Fungi; Ascomycota; Dothideomycetes; Mycosphaerellales; Teratosphaeriaceae. The record is from RefSeq and is a predicted model, not a curated record. Gene Ontology annotation, molecular function: protein binding.